AUGGAAACCUUAUGUGUCAAAUUACCAUGUUCUUCAGAUACUUGCAGCAUCUCACCACCCUCAAAUGGUGAAACUCAAAACAUGAUGAAUGCCACCAAACUGAAAGAGAAAGCAAGUGUUGAUGAUGUACAUGAGCACCCAAAACCAUCAGGGUUUCAUCUUCCGCUCGGUGAUGAAUCGGUUGAACUCAGACUUUCCAGUAUGAUAUCAUCACCAAAGCCUCAGCAGCAAUCAUCAAAAGGUAGGGCUUUUACGUGUGGUUUUUGCAGCAAACAGUUCUCAACUUCACAAGCACUGGGAGGGCAUCAAAAUGCGCAUAAACAAGAGCGUGCAAUCGCCAAACGACGUAAAGAGAUGGAUGUAGGGGCGUUGGCUCCUCAACAGUAUCCUUUCUAUUCAUAUUCAACCCUGUCUCAAGGCUCUUUGUAUGGAUCUUUUAAUAGGUCUCUUGGGAUAAAAAUGGAUGCCAUGAUUCAAAAGCCUCCAAUUUCGGGUUACCCUUGGAACUCCCUCGGCUAUCGUUUCGGCCAUGGCGGAAUCGUGAUGGAUGGUUUACAGUCUCAGAAGAGUAGCGUUUUGCCUACACCUGCUUCAACUAUAGCACCAAAGAAAUGGACAAGCAGUAUUGAUUUUCAUGUAUCUGCAAGUGAGGGUUAUCAUCGUAACGAUGCUGCUGAUGAUGAUGAUUCAGGGCUUGAUUUGUCUCUUAAGCUUUAG
Molecule: messenger RNA, 717 nt
Organism: Gossypium raimondii (Peruvian cotton)
Lineage: Eukaryota; Viridiplantae; Streptophyta; Magnoliopsida; Malvales; Malvaceae
Product: zinc finger protein KNUCKLES
Exons: 1
Coding region: 1-717 (238 amino acids)
Biological process (GO): negative regulation of abscisic acid-activated signaling pathway
Source: RefSeq, a predicted model, not a curated record